Messenger RNA from Pseudomyrmex gracilis, 5888 nucleotides. RefSeq lists its product as uncharacterized. The record is from RefSeq and is a predicted model, not a curated record. The coding region runs from base 3448 to 5703 and encodes 751 amino acids. The transcript has 12 exons. NCBI's taxonomy places the organism in Eukaryota, Metazoa, Arthropoda, Insecta, Hymenoptera, Formicidae.
CUACACAAACAUAUAAUGUUAUGAAAUUAUAUUAUAUAUUUUCUCGACACUAGUCGAAUUACGAUGGUUGACUCACGUGAUGAAUGAGGUCACGUGGAAAAGAUCAAAUAACUUAUUACCAAUCGAUUACUUAAACUCGCGGAGAGAAGAGAAGAGUUCUAGCUGUAAGGUUCGAAACACAUUGCUGUUUGAUGAUUAAGUACUUUGUGACACUUGUGCGGAAAAUAGUAGAGGUAUUUUUUUCUAUCGUUGUGCAAUAAUGUAGUACGAGUAAGAGAAAAAACUAUUACAAUUACCACUACAAAAUGUACAUUGCUACUAUUUUGUUAAUUACGUUCAUCAUAUAACGUAAUUUUUUUUUUUUUUUUUAUCGAUUCGCAUGAUAUUGUGAUACCAUUUUUUGUAAAUAUCUUGUACGACACUUCGUAGGAUUCCCAUAGCAAUUAAUGCGCAAUUCACGAGGGCUAAUGAUGCUGAAAGAAAUCAAAUUUUUAAUAGUCGUGUAAAACAUUAGCGUGUUGUACAUAUAUCUUUGUAACAAUUUUCACUUGCCGUUUCUUUUAUUUUUGUCAUCUGCUAUAUUUUUUACACACAUUCGUGUACAUAUUGCCAUAAACUUGCACUUAUUCUAUGCGACAUAUAAUAUUAUUCAUUUAAGGUAAACAUGUUGAACGUAUUGAAGAAAUGAAAGUAUAUUUUAUUUGCCGUUUUGUCAUACAUUGCGUCUAAAGAUAAAGUAGAUAAUUGCGUAACACGUAGUAUCUAAUAUCUUCUUCCGUAUUCCAUUGGUAUCAGUUUUAUUUUACAUAAUAUCGAGAAAAGUAAAGUGGAUGUACUGCGAGUGAAAUGCGAGUAACACCAGCACAGCAUGACUGAGAUAAUUCCGCAGAACUAUACUUUAAAACAAUUGUAAAAUACUUUUUCUAUUGUGCGCGACACACACGCACAUUCUCUAAUAUCAUACAUUACAUAUCGACGAAAAAUAUCACUGAUUGACGUGCAAGCGCGUUACAGCUCAAGUUCUUCGUAAUGACGAAGCGAGAAAGGUGUUAGUUAUUACCAGCAUAUUAGUGCAAUAAAUUCAAAAAGAAACGUCGUGACUUGUUGAAAUGUAUGUGUACAAGUUAUGUAACUGUCUUUUUUUUUUUUUUUAAAUGUUAAUAUUUCUUUGAGAUAUAAAUUAAUGUGCUCAAUACCAAUGCGUGCGUAAAGUUUACACUAGAGGACGAAGUGCUAUAUGUAGCAAACUUAUUAUUGAAUAUUAUUAUUUAAUUCCCAUGUUAAUAACAUGUAGAUAAACAUCCAUUAUGAUGGAAACGAUAGUACUUUUAGCAUUCGUAGAGCAGUUUUUUUUGCGGUGAGGUAAUUACGUAAAAAUUAAUGUCACAGGUGUAUGAGAAACUGACGAAUUUGCAAAGCAUAUCAGAGUUCGUAAUCAUGAGCUAGCAAAAAUCUUACAAUUCUUGCUAUAAAAGUAGAAUAAAAUAUAUCAGUGUGUGUACACACACUCUGUUAACUUUGUACAUAAUAUGUUUCUUUAAGGCCGAAGCACAGACAUUUUGCAUAACGCAUAUGACAUAUAAGAAAAUUAACCAAUCCAGCUUUUCGUUUUCAUUUCUACUUCUUGUUCUAGAAAGCUUUGAUCGGUUAAUUCUCUUAUGUCUUAUGCGUUAUGCAUUACGCAAAAGUCUGUGCUUCGGCCUUUAACAUGAAGAAAUACGUUGUGUGUGCGUGUACGAAUACGUAUAUGUAUAUAUACAUACAUACAUAUAUACACAUACGUAUGUAUGUACGUAUGUAGAUGAUAGUUAUACAUAAUAUGAUUAUAUAAUUGAAAGCAACCUUUGCAUUCUGCUAAGAGAUUAGUCGUAUAGAUUUAUGUAGAACAAUCGGUUACGAGUAUAUAUUUCAUAUUGUGCUUUCAUUACAAAGACUCUAAUGACAUAAUUAUUAAACAAAUGUAUACAUUGUAUUUUUUUGUUUAUAAUAGAUAUAAUAAUAUUUGUAUUAUAAUCAGAUAUAAUAAUAUUUGUAUUAUAAUCAGCCGACUAUACUCAAGCCGCAUAUAUCGGCCUGUGAUGUGAAAAGAAUAGGAAAAUAUUUUUUUGUGUAUGUUAAUCAACUUUAUUUAUACCAUUACUGUAUAAAUAUGUGUCAAUCGAUUAGAGUAAUUUAUAUGUAUUGUCGUUCAAUAUUUUAUUCUCAUAUUUAACAACGAAAUAUAAAAGCAGGCGAUUCUACGUUUGUAGAUAUUUAAUUCAUAGUAUUUGUAUAUAAAUACAGUUCUUGUUAUCUUACGGGAACAUCUAAUUUUUCAUCAUUAUACGUAUAGCUGCAAAACAAUUGUUUUUACCUUUUUUAUCACAUGUAAUAAAUCUCUAUUAAACAUGUUCAUUAGACGUCAUGGAAUUAUGGACGUUAAGUAAAAGUUUAAUAAUUAUUAUAUUGAUGUGAAUCGGUGUUCAUAUCUAUAUAAUCUUAAAAAUGUUUCAUAUAUACUCUCUUAAUAUACAUGUGUUAGAAUAAUAAAUAUUUUUGACAACAUUAUAUAUUUGAUAUUUGAUAUUUGAUGCUUUCAUAAUGUAAUAUAAAAAUUUCGGAAAAUGGAUUGCAACAGAUCAGGAAGUAUAAAACAGUCAAGCUUGUGUUUUACUAAGAUCUGUUUAUGUUAUUAUUAUAGACAAAUUCACAGCUAAUUUUAAACAAAUGUUUCGCACUUAUAAAAAGUACCGUACGAUGUCAUUAAAUUUUACGGUUUUGACAUCUUUUAAGGAUCUAGUGCCAAUCUACGAUUAAAACAUUAUUCAAAAUCAUUUGCACAGUUGUCGAUAGAUGUUGUCGACUUAUCACUAAGAGUUCUAAUGCGUCAGUUAAAUUUAGCAGAUAUAGAAUUGUUAUCGCGGAUUCAUAAAAGGAAGUGUGGUUUCCUUUCCACCAAUAUUUCUCUUUUAAACUUAUUACAAUGACAGUCCAAUUGUCGCGGUAACACUGCGAAGUUCGCAAAAAAAUUUGACUUUAUCGUGGUCAACUAAUCUGUUAACAAUUUCGUAUUUCAUCCUUGAAUGUUUGAAUCAUGCGAUAGUAACAAUAUUAUUUUUUGUGUUGGUAUUUUAUCUUUCUUCUUGAUCGAAUAAACAGAAAACAUUUAUUGUACAAAUAUAUGCCGUGUGAAUAAUACUAUCCACGUUGCGAUUACUCUGUGAAACUAUCAUAAAAAAAGAUUUUGUUUACUACAAUCACGAUUAAAAGAGCAAGUUGCACAUAAAAAAUCAUGGUUUAUUCAAGGUUUAUUAGUAACUAUUCGCUGUGUUUGUGGUUCUAUUAAUGUGUUACAAUAGAAAGUAUAUAUAAAAUUUAUAGUGGAAAGUAUAUAUGUGUAUAGAUAUAAAAUAUCUAAUUAGUUUCUAUUUUGAUUCGAUUAUUCUUUUCUGAUAAUCUUUACCGCUUAUGAAAAUCGACUGUAAAAGUGAAACAUAUUUAAUGACAAUGCAAAGGAUGUUAUGGUUUUUACUUUUCGCUGCUCAAAUAUUUCACAGUUGUGGAAAAGUAAUUCUUUUACGUGGAAGUUCACAUUAUCCUUAUUCAUUUAAUAUACAUCAUCUAGUAAUUGAGAGAAAAUAUAUAUGUCUGUCAGAAGACGACGGCGGCGCACUUGUAUGGAAUGACGAUAUAAAACAAUAUCAGCAAGGAACUCUUACUCCUAAGUCAUUUGUAGAGCCUCAGAGUAUACAUAAAAACAAUACUUGGAUAAAGUGCAAAAUACUAGGAUUUGAAAAUAUAGAAUAUACAGAUCCAAACUGUUUAGAAUCUUGGUUUAGAAGAAACUGGUUUCUUACAACAUCUAUAAAAACACCUAUGGGUCCGGUAUUUGAUCAAAGAUGGGAAGAAUUAUACAACAACGAGAAUUCCUUCACUGCAGGCCUUUUACAGGCCGGUGCGAUGUCUAUUUCAAUUCGUUCAUGCCAGGACACACAGAUUUUUAUCUGUCUCACUGAUAAUAGCAGAGAAUGGUCUAAUGCUGAUAAGAGCAGAGAAUGGUCUACCGCUGAAAAUGUGUGGAAGAAUUGCUUUCGGAUACUAUUAAAAUACAAGACAAAAUCCAGCAUCGACUUCUGCAAAUUUGUUUCUAUUCAAAAGUUUCCUCAUCCUGAUAUACGGGAUUUUAAGGUUUUCAAUCACAAUUGCUCUUCCUCCAUCGUAACUUGCGAAAAAUGCUUGUCAUUAUCUGCGACUGAAUGGCGAACGUUUGUCAUUUCAUGGGAUUUCUGGAAAAGAAAUAUUUCUGUUUAUGGUACUAAUAACGAAAUGCUUACAUUUGAAGCAGAACAGUUUGACUUAACUUCAGAAGAAAAGGUUGUCUUAUUUUCUUUUCCUACAUCAAAUUAUUACAAACGUCGAACAGUGUUGUAUCGCUUUCAUUACUACUCUUUUCUGCACACAAUUGACAAGACUGCAGUUUUGACGACUCGUUAUUAUAUACCUAAUACUCAGAAGAUAUGCAUACAAUUAUUAUUAGGCUUAUGUGCAGAAUGUGAUGCAGACGUUGCGAUGAUUGAUUCCAAAAGAUUAAAAAUAUUACAAUCUGUAACAGCUACAGGCUCAUUAAAUGCUGCGAUUCAUGGCUUACCUAUGUGGCAACUCGUUAAAUUUGAUGGAUAUUUUUCUAUAGACACUAUUGGUGCGGUAAAAAUCCGCGUAAUACCCAAACUCACGAAGCUUACUCACAAUCCGUUGUGGGCAAUAGGUGAUCUUCGUGAAUGUCCCAAUAAAGAAGUUUUGAGAAAGGUAAGUGGUAUACAAGAACACUAUGAUUUUAUUCUGUUGCCGAAUGUAACAUGCCAAAAAUUAUUCUUCAACGAAAAUACCGUCGUAAGUUCUCUGUCGACAGCAACAAACAGUAUGGAUCUAGAUGAUAAAAUUUGUCUUGAGGGACAUAUUGGACCAGAAUGUUCCUUUUCCUGCAAACAUGAUCUGAACAGUACCUUUAACUGCAGAGGAACUGCAAUUUGUUACAACACUGGUUGUUUAUGUUCUCCAGGAUUUCAAGGCAAUGUAUGUACUAAUAUAUGUGACGAGAAUUCGUAUGGACAUAAUUGUAUAAAAAAAUGUGGUUUUUGUAAACCUACUGACACUCUUAAAUGUGACAAAGUAACUGGAGAAUGUAUAAGCGGAUGUAAUGAUACAUCAGAAUUAAAAUACGUGCCACCUUUGUGUCACAUAGGUAUAAAAAAGCUCACAGUACCUGAAAUUGUCUCUGUUACUUCAACAAGCAUUCGUACUAAACUUCCUAUAGUGUGGAAGGAAAAAUAUGAACAAAUAACGAUAAAGUAUUUCUUCACUCUUAUGGGAGAAAAUAAUUACACUUCUUCACAAUCAUGGAAUAGACUGUUUCAAAAUAUGACACAUUUGAUAGGAUAUUUUACUCAUUUAAAUCCUGGUUCUGUUUAUUCAGUCAAAUGCACAUUACUUGCAGAGAAUGUAAUAAUUGAAAGCAACUGGCAAACUGUGAAAACUGAUUGCGAACAUUCAAUGGCUAACGAAUUGUGGUUACUUCCAAUAUUAUUGUUCAUCAUAAUUGCUACUGUUAUUUUUUAUAUCUAUCGAAGAAGAAGACGUCAAGUAGUGAGACAGAUAAUGGUGCAAAACGAGAUGGAAAUGUGGCAAAAUACUGAGAAAACAUCUGUUAAACUUUUCAGUACUUAGUAAUACUUAGAUUGUCAGUAAUAUUAAAAAUAGUAACAAAGUUUUACUGAUUUAUCCUUGACAAUAAAAAACGAAACUAACAUCUGGCUAAUAUUCUUGGUAUCAUAUGNCGUAUUAACAAAUUAUGUAAGAUUUGCUAUAAACAAUAUUUAUUCAAAAAACUUUGAUUUUUAUAAUAUANUGUA